Benincasa hispida (wax gourd) is the source of this 1281-nucleotide messenger RNA. RefSeq lists its product as uncharacterized. NCBI's taxonomy places the organism in Eukaryota, Viridiplantae, Streptophyta, Magnoliopsida, Cucurbitales, Cucurbitaceae. The record is from RefSeq and is a predicted model, not a curated record.
CCACACCCACCGCCAUAACCCAAAAUCCAAAUUUUCUCUCUCCAAAAACUUAUUAAAACCACUCUCUUUCCUCAUAGAUUCCUUGCACCUUACUAGUUAAGUUCUUGGGAGCUCCUAGGGAGAGAGAAAAAAGAUAGAUAAUUUUGGAGUGAAAAGAAUAUGGCAAGUUUGGAGGAGGAAAAAUUAGUUCAAAUGGUUGAUGAUUUUAUUGAAUCAGCUGAUCAUACACCGAGUUCUUGUUCUUUUGCUAAUUCUUCAAAUUCUCUUCCUCUCAAUUCCAAAUCCCAUUAUUUUCUCAGCUUAAAGGAGAUUCUGGGGAGUGGAAUAAAGGCAGAAGGAGAGGUGGGUGAGACAGUGAUGAAGCACUUGAGAAGCUGGAAAAGUGAUUCUCCCAAAACCACUAGCAGCCUCAAGAAAUGGCUUGUGAUGAAGCUGAAAAUGGACGGCUAUGAUUCUUCUGAUCUUUGUCAUACCUCUUGGGUCACUUCCAUGGGCUGCCCAGCAGGGGAUUAUGAAUACAUAGAGAUGAAAGUGAAGGAUGAGUAUGGAAGUAGAAAAAGGGUAAUAAUAGACAUAGAGUUCAAAGCUCAAUUUGAAGUAGCAAGAGCAACAGAAGAGUACAAGCAGCUCACAGAAGCACUUCCAACAGUGUUUGUAGGAAGUGAAGAGAGGGUUAAGAGAAUAAUCUCAGUUUUAUGUUCAGCAGCCAAACAGUCCCUUAAGGAGAGUGGGCUCCACAUUCCCCCUUGGAGAACCUCCACUUACAUGCAUUGCAAAUGGCUGCACCGCUCUCACUCUAUCUCUAAUAAUAAUAAUAAUCAUAAAGAAACAAAUAAUAAUUUCAUAAAUAACAAAUAUUGGAAGCCUCCAAUGGUGAAGCCAAUUUCAAGAAGGGUUUGGGGUGGUGCCUCUGCCUUGUCCACUCAAUUUUCUAAUAUGAGUAUUAAUUGCUGCUAAUUAUUCUUAAUUAAACUACAUCAUCAUAUUUGUUUGUUUCAUCAUUUUGUAAGAUUAUGCUUAUUAAUGAUUUGGGUGAAAUAUAAAUGGUUAUGAAAACCAAAUUUAAAUAUUCUAAUUUUGUUCACUAAUAAUGAGUUUCUCAAUUCAAACUAAUGGGGCCAUUUAAGUCUUCAGUGAAUUUUUCAUAAUUAGAGUGGAGUCUCUAAUUAGGGCUAGGUUUUGGAGUUUUUGUGGAGGAGGUUACAAUUCACCAUGUUUGUAGGAAUCAUAUAAUAUAAUAGGAUUAAUGGUAAGAGAUAAUAAGAGGUGGGGUUGUUCAAA